Molecule: messenger RNA, 2764 nt
Organism: Brassica napus (rape)
Lineage: Eukaryota; Viridiplantae; Streptophyta; Magnoliopsida; Brassicales; Brassicaceae
Exons: 11
Coding region: 166-1659 (497 amino acids)
Biological process (GO): metal ion transport; transmembrane transport
Cellular component (GO): membrane
Molecular function (GO): metal ion transmembrane transporter activity
Source: RefSeq, a predicted model, not a curated record
GUGAUACACGUGUAUAUUUGUUUGGUCUCUUCUCGCCUUCGUCUUCCCCACCUCGACUGCCACAUAGCUAUCUCUCUCCGUCUCUGAUUCAACUUGAAUCGGUGCUAAGUUCUCAGGCGAAUUGAGCUGCUUUUGCUUCGAAAAGUAUGAAACUUGAUUGAAGCUAUGAAUGCGAAUCACAACCUCUGGACGGAUGGUCUUAUCUGCGCUUUCGAGUUUCAUCAAGGUCGUCGCAAGACAGCCAAGUUCGACACGAGAAGCGCUCUUCACCGAGGAGAUGCUCUUUAUACUCUAACGUAUCAAAACAAGAAACAUGAAUUUAAAGAAGAAGAAGAAGAGCACUCAAGGAGUCACUGGCGAGCAAUUGGUUGGGAUAGGCUCUCUGAGCUUGUUCAGACUGUGAAGGUUGAUGGUGAUUGGUCAGUGCAGAACGUUGAUGUAGAUCAUGCAACGGUUGCUGAGCUGGCUGCUCCUUACUGGGACCGACCACUCGCGGGUCCCACGUGGUGGUGCCACGUUGAUGCUAGCCAUCAAGGUGUUGCUUUGUGGCUGCGUAACGCGCAGUGGUUGCAUCCGGCUGUUAGCGUGGCUCUAAGGGACGAGAGCAAGUUGAUUAGUGAACGGAUGAAACAUAUUUUUUAUGAGGUUCCGGUUAGAGUUGCUGGUGGGCUGUUGUUUGAGCUGUUGGGGCAAUCAGCUGGUGAUCCUUUUAUAGAAGAAGAUGACAUUCCCAUUGUCUUGAGGUCAUGGCAGUCGCAGAAUUUUGUAGUGACUGCGUUACAUGUUAAGGGGUUUGCUUCGAACAUUAGUGUGUUAGGCAUUACAGAAGUGCAGGAAAUGCUAAUUGCUGGUGGAGCCUGCAUUCCAAGAACCAUACAUGAACUUAUAGCGCAUCUUGCAUGCCGCCUUGCUCGCUGGGAUGAUAGGCUAUUUAGGAAGUAUAUAUUUGGUGCAGCAGACGAAGUUGAGUUGAUGUUUAUGAACAAGAGAAUGUACGAGGAUCUAAAUCUGUUUACUAUAAUCUUGAAUCAAGAAAUCAGAAGGCUUUCCACCCAGGUCAUACGAGUGAAAUGGUCGCUUCAUGCAAGAGAAGAGAUUGUGUUCGAGCUGCUUCAGCAACUAAAAGGCAACACAGCAAAAGACUUGCUUGAAGGAAUAAGAAAGAGCACACGCAAUAUGAUCAAUGAACAAGAAGCAGUCCGUGGCCGCUUAUUCACUAUCCAAGACGUCAUGCAAAACACCGUUCGAGCUUGGUUACAGGAUCGAAGCCUGACGGUUACACACAACCUAGGAAUCUUUGGAGGAGUUGGCCUUUUGCUGACAAUAGUGACCGGUCUGUUUGGGAUAAACGUAGAUGGCAUACCAGGAGCUGCAGAUUCUCCACAAGCCUUUGCACUUUUCUCAGCCAUUCUUUUCUUCUCAGGUUUUGUUUUAGUGGUCGGGGCUUUGCUCUACCUUGGACUCAAGGAGCCAGAGGCAGAAGAGAACGUGGAGAUUAGAAAACAAGAGCUUGACGAAAUGGUCAAGAAGUUUCAAAGAGAAGCUGAGUCUCAUGCGCAGGUCUUCCAGAAAGUUCCUCAGAAUAUAGAACGCACUGGUACUAGUAGCAGUAGUAGAAUGUUAGUACAUGAUCCAAAUGGUUACGUUCUCUUGGACUGAAAAUCAAAUAAAAGUUUGGUUCUCUUGAUGAUAUUUGAAAUCGAAUAAAGAAUGUUAAUACAUUUGAUUAUCCAAAGAUUGCAUCACUAAAGACUCGACAGGCUCUUUGCCAUCUGUCUACAAGCAGGUUCCCAUGACUCUCACCCGAGUCAAAGAGAAGAUUUGUAUUAAACUCAUCAUCAAUUAAUACAUUGCUUGCUUUUAUAUCUCUGAUGGAAAUUGAAAUAAUGUUUACUUUUACUAAUUAAAAAAAAAAAAAGUCUCUGCAUAAAGUUUGUGUUAUUAUUGACGUCUAUUUACCAAACCAUAGUUGAAUUCUCAAACAGACCAUAAAAACAUAUACACACAAAAUAAUGGUCUAGUCUAUGAAACCCGGGUUCGAUGGGCAUUGGAGACAUUUCCUUAAUUUUUCCAUUCCAAAAUUAAUAUUUCAAAAUUUUCUUGACCUCUCAAACAAAAAAUGAAGUGGAACUUGGAAUCUCAGAAGAAGUCGAAAGCGUGAGAGCCUUUCUCAGAUGAUGGCCUUGCAACUCUUCCCCGCUUCUCUUCACCCAAUCUCGAACCCUUCUUCUUCAUCAUCAUCAUCUCGAUCAAAACAGAGACACCUCCUUCUCCAGCUCUCUCCUCCUCGCCUCCGUUCUGACCGUAGCCAAAGCGGUGUCACCGAAAACGACAGCGAUCCUUCUUCCUCAGGUUCUUCAUCAUCAUCAGUACGCACACAGUUAGAUCUCCUCGAACAGCUUACUUCCACCAGCGACGGUUACUUGAGUGAUGGUGGUGGUGGUGGCUUGAGGGGACUCACAGUGCGUGACCAAUUGGCUAGUCUUGUUGGUGACAGAGACGAUGACUUCACCAUUCCCUUGGGGAAGAACUUGAAGAAAGUGAGCCCUAAGUUCUUAACCACUUCUCAGAAAAGGAACAUUAAGAGGCAAAGCUACCUUAACGAGGUCUCUCAGAGGAAUGACUCUGUUUUCUUUUCUACCAUCGGCGCCUUUGUAAUCCUUCCGCCUUUGUUGAUCCUUGGGAUUGCUAUUUUGACUGGCUAUGUUCAACUCUUUCCUUAAGUAUGUGUACAAUAAAUGAUGAACAUAAUCCUUUCUUUCAA